AUGACUAACAUUCUUGUCUCUCUAGAUUCUAGUCCGCAGAGCGAAUACUGCCUGGAAUUCUAUAUCAGGUGUCUUCACCGGGAGGGGAACAACGUGUUUGCCCUCUAUGUGGGUGAUUACUAUGGAGAUGUUGGAGUUCUGGAAGGGCCCACACCUGGCAGGAUUCAAGAGCUGGUACAUGAAGACAAACAGAAGGCUGCACAUAUCGAGGCUCAUGUCACCCAAGUGUUCAAGGACAACAAUAUUCAAGGAACAUUUCACAGAGUGGUUGGCAGAGAUGUCUGGCAUGCGAUUAUUGAGUUCAGCAAAUCCAUCAAGGCAGACUUGAUUGUUGUUGGUUCUCGGGGGAUGGGUAAAAUCCGGAGAACAAUCUUGGGCAGCACCAGUGAAAGUGUGCUGCACCACUCAGAGGUGCCGGUCCUCAUUUGCAAGUACCCACAUCAUUCUCAUUCGUCACAUCAGCACUAA
Messenger RNA from Candidula unifasciata, 468 nucleotides. The record is from the annotation of a GenBank genome assembly. NCBI's taxonomy places the organism in Eukaryota, Metazoa, Mollusca, Gastropoda, Stylommatophora, Geomitridae.